CCCAGGAGCCAUGACAAGCAAAAGAACAUGCUCAUUUGGAGAUAGCCUUUGUGAUAUUUAAAUGUGUGGGUUAAUUUUUAUCCACUUUAAUAACUGGGAUUUUUUUUCGCCCUCUCUACUUCUUUGCUCUCUGUUGCUGCUCUGAAGCUGUGGGCACAGAAAUCCCAGCAGGCAAAUUACUCCCAAACAUAUUGCAGGACAAGCCUAUAAGAACAGUUGAAUUCACGGCAUCUGGACCCCUAAUCCUUUUUGGAGAUGGCAGGUGUGAGUGGCUGUAUAAAAUAUUCUAUGUUUAUCUUCAACUUCUUGUUCUGGGUAUGUGGUAUCUUGAUCCUGGCAAUAGGGAUAUGGGUACGAGUAAGCAAAGAUGGCCAAGAGAUUCUCAAUUCUGCAGACUCUAGCUUUAACCCCUAUGUUGCUGUGAACAUCUUGAUUGCUGUGGGCUCCAUCAUCAUGGUCCUGGGCUUCCUGGGCUGCUGUGGGGCUGUCAAGGAAAGUCGCUGCAUGCUUCUGCUGUUCUUCAUCGGCUUGCUCCUGAUCCUGCUCCUGCAGGUGGUGGCCGGCAUCCUGGGAGCCACUUUCAAAACUGAGUCUGACCACCUUCUCAACGAAACUCUCUAUGAAAAUGUGAAGCUUCUGAGUGCAACGGAUGAGAACGCAAAGGCCUUCCAGCAAGCCCUGGCUGAAUUCCAAGAGGAGUUUAAAUGCUGUGGUUUGGUCAGUGGAGCUGCUGAUUGGGGAAAUAAUUUUGAACAAAAUUCCAAGACAUGUGAAUGUUCAGAAACGACAGAUUCAUCUUGUGUAACUUAUCUAAGAAAACUUGUUUAUAAACAGCCAUGUAUUUCUCUGAUAAAAGAGUUAAUGGCAAAACACAUCAUCGUGGUUAUUGGAAUAGCCUUUGGAUUGGCAGUGGUUGAGAUACUUGGCUUGGUGUUCUCCAUGGUCCUAUAUUGCCAGAUCGGGAACAAAUGAGUCUGUGGAUGUGUCAAGCUAUAUCAUCAGUCAAACCCCUUUCAAAUUUUGCUUUGGCUUUGUAACAUUAAAUAUGUAAGUGCUACAGAUGUCAGGAGUAGCUGGCCUAUAAAAAUGUCUCAUUUAGCUAGACCACAGACAUAUUCUAGACAUACUAAACAUAUUUAAGAUUUGAGGGAUGUAAAAACAAUGAUAUGAAUGUGUAUAUUUUUACUCAAAAUAAAAGAAAUACGGUCUA
This is a messenger RNA of Nycticebus coucang (slow loris), 1210 nucleotides long. RefSeq names its product tetraspanin 8 (gene TSPAN8). NCBI's taxonomy places the organism in Eukaryota, Metazoa, Chordata, Mammalia, Primates, Lorisidae. Gene Ontology annotation, cellular component: membrane. The record is from RefSeq and is a predicted model, not a curated record. The transcript is spliced from 8 exons. Bases 256 to 972 code for a protein of 238 amino acids.